This is a messenger RNA of Anarrhichthys ocellatus (wolf-eel), 2135 nucleotides long. It is a transcript of the gene tfap2c, whose product is annotated as transcription factor AP-2 gamma (activating enhancer binding protein 2 gamma). Gene Ontology annotation, molecular function: DNA-binding transcription factor activity, RNA polymerase II-specific; RNA polymerase II transcription regulatory region sequence-specific DNA binding. NCBI's taxonomy places the organism in Eukaryota, Metazoa, Chordata, Actinopteri, Perciformes, Anarhichadidae. The coding region runs from base 424 to 1830 and encodes 468 amino acids. Gene Ontology annotation, cellular component: nucleus. Gene Ontology annotation, biological process: regulation of cell population proliferation; anatomical structure development; regulation of transcription by RNA polymerase II. The record is from RefSeq and is a predicted model, not a curated record. The transcript is spliced from 8 exons.
AGAUAUAGUAGCCUUCAGUGCUAACGUGUGCACCAAUAAGACUGAACAGCGCUUUUUUUGUCCAUAAGAGGGAGUCAAGUUUCUUAGUUGCCCCGUUUUCGCCCACUUCCACAGCAGAACUACCGAACAGAGUGACCGGACAGGGGGGGGGGGGGGGAGAUAUCGCUCGACAACGAUUAUUUUCUCCCAUAGUGGCUGUUGGGAACUCACGUCUGUGGUUGGAUAGUCGGUCGGUCGGUCAGUUCGCCCCUUCAGCCUUCACUCACAACUUCGCCUCUUCGCAGCAGCCGAAGAACAAGGUGGUACAUGAUCACCAGGAAGCUUUUGAUUUGUUCAUAUCUGGAUUAACUCGCAGACGACAAGAUUUUUUUUUGGUUUCCAGAUUUUUUUUUUGUAGCAGAGAGACUUUUUUUCUCUGUCAGAAUGUUGUGGAAAUUAGCCGACAACGUGAAGUACGAGGAUGACUGCGAGGAAAGGCACGACGGCAACAGCAAUGGGAACCCCCGGCUGCCCCACCUGCCAGCGGUCAGUCAGCACCUCUACAGCCCGUCUUCCUCCCUCUCACACUCGGCCAGUUCGGACUUCCAGCCCCCGUACUUCCCGCCUCCCUACCAGCCCAUCUCCUACCCGCAGUCCAGUGACCCCUACUCCCACCUCGGGGACCCUUUCAACAUCAACUCCUUACACCAGUCGCAGUCGUCGAACCAGCAGCAAUGGCCCGGUCGGCAGGGCCAGGAGGGGCUCGGUGCCCACGGGAGGAGCGGACUGGCGAGUCAAAUCCUGGGCCUGGAGGGCUCGUCCGGGGUGAGGAGGGAAGGCUUCCGCCGGCCUGAGCUGCUGUCCCCACACGUGCACAGCAUAGAGUCGUCGGUUAUUGGGGACAGCAUGGGGAUGCACGACAUGGGGCACGGACUGGAGGAUGUUCAACAUGUAGAUGACCACAGUGUUAUUAUGGCAGACCAGACAGUCAUCAAAAAAGUAUUAGGACUACGAGGUGGCAGGAACCUUGAUCGCUUACAGAGGACUUAUUAUCAGGGGGGAAUUCUGGCGGGGCCUGUCACUCUACCCAAAGGCAACGUGCUGGGUCUUCCUUUCCAGAAAGAGUCCCUGCUGGGCAUGAUAUCAAACCCCACAGAGGUAUUCUGCUCCGUACCGGGCCGCCUUUCCUUGCUGAGCUCCACUUCCAAGUACAAGGUUACCGUGGCCGAGGUCCAGAGACGUCUGUCACCCCCUGAGUGCCUCAACGCAUCGCUCCUGGGAGGUGUUUUACGCAGAGCCAAGUCAAAAAAUGGAGGUCGCUCUCUGAGAGAAAAGUUGGAUAAGAUCGGGCUCAACCUGCCUGCAGGAAGAAGGAAGGCAGCCAAUGUCACACUACUUACCUCACUAGUGGAAGGUGAAGCUGUUCAUUUAGCAAGAGACUUUGGAUACGUGUGUGAGACAGAGUUCCCUGCAAAGGCAAUUGCUGAAUACCUGGGCAGGCCGCACGUGGAGCGCAACGAGGUUAACUCUCGCAAGAACAUGCUCCUAGCUGCCAAGCAAAUCUGCAAGGAGUUCACUGACCUGCUUACUCAGGACCGUUCACCUCUGGGCAACUCUCGGCCGGCCCCCAUCAUGGAGCCUGGAAUCCAAGGCUGCCUGACCCACUUCAGCCUCAUCACUCAUGGCUUUGGCUCUCCGGCCAUCUGCGCCGCCAUGACCUCGCUUCAGAACUACCUGAACGAGGCACUCAAACAAGUGGACAAGAUGUACCUGAGCUCUGGUAGCGACACCCAGGGAUCCUCAGACAGUGGAAGCAAAUCUGCAGACAAAAUGGACAAGCACAGGAAAUGAGAGCUCAGAGGAGAAUCCUUAUGAACCCCAGAAUCCCUUAAUCUUGCCGCCCUGUCUGCCCUUUUUGGAUUUAAAAGAAAACUAAAAAAAAAUCAAUAUUGAUUGAUAAGUAUUGUCAUUUUGAGAGAUGUGUGUGUGUGUGUGUGUGUGUGUGUGUGUGCACUGUGGCUGCAAAUCAGCACCGACGAUGAACGCCUGUGUGAUCCGGUCCAAAUGGGAGCCCACCUUGUGAGGGCAUUAAACACACCAUAUCAUACUAACCACCAUGCAGUUUCAUUUAGUUGUCAAUAUCCUGAUGCUACGAC